GGCACGUUAAACUGUUUGUUGAUGGCCCUAAUCAGCAAACUGGGAUGGGAAUAAUGGAUCAAAUCACGCCAUACCUAGAUAAGUCUGAAAUGCACGUCUCUGAUGUGCACUUGUGCAAGUAUGUCUGAUUUUGACAAAGCGAAGAAGCUAUUGAUCGGGGCCGUAGAUGCCGUUUUAUCGCUUGCCGAUCAAGCGAAACAAGAAUCUUUGCGAGAGCCGUGCAGCUCCUCAGCGAUCAGACGUCCAAGCUUUGCUACCUUCGGAUCGGGAAGAAGCGCUGAAACACCUACACGUGAAGAAGCAAUUAGUCAAGGUGCAAGCGCUAGCAUGGAAGAGCACCGACGUCUUUUUGGCUACCGUCCGGCAAAGGGUAAAGGCAAGAGGAGCAAGAACGUUCGUGGUGCCCGACGUAGGUGCAGCAUCAGCACGUGGAAGAAGGAUUGCAUUUGCCUUUGCGAUAAAGAACAGUCGCUGAAACCUUCAUCCGAAGAGAAGAUUGAGCUAGCAAAGAUGGGAUUGGGUUUGGGAGAAGCGCUAUUCGAUGGAGAUGGCGAUGCGGAGCACAUUCACCGUGUCUUACUGGAAAAGUUCCCAGUGCUUGAAGCUUGUGGAGGGUAUACGCUUUUGUGUCUUGCUGAAAACUCCCACCAUAUGGUUGAAAUAGAAGAGCCUGAUAGUGGAAUGACGGUGCCUUUUCUUAAGGACGUUGUGAACCAAGCAAAGUUGUAUAUACGGCCACUGCAAAGGGAAAUUACAAAGGAGAACAUGAAAAAGUACUCUAUACGGAAAGUAAUACUAUCUGCAUGCAUCAAGCAUGAAUAG
Corticium candelabrum is the source of this 822-nucleotide messenger RNA. RefSeq lists its product as uncharacterized. The transcript has a single exon. Lineage: Eukaryota; Metazoa; Porifera; Homoscleromorpha; Homosclerophorida; Plakinidae. Bases 103 to 822 code for a protein of 239 amino acids. The record is from RefSeq and is a predicted model, not a curated record.